AUGGGUAGGGAGGGGAUCACCACCGAAAUACACAUGACAGAAUGGAACAGUUACUUUAUGGUAUUAUUGGGAGAGGUUGAAACGAGGCUAACGGCGUUGGGUGGCGAGGGGGGAGGUGGGGGAGAGGAGAUAGCAGAAGAGGAGAUGGAAGCAGUGCUUAGGGGAUUGAAGAAGGGAAAGGCGCCAGGUGGAGAUGGGAUCCAUAACGAGGCAUGGUUGGAACCAUCAAGGGUGGUGAGAGUGAAGUUGUUGGAGGGGAUGAAUAGCGUAUGGAGAGGUGGUGGGAUUCCGGAGGGAUGGAUAGUGGGAGUAAUUUGCCCAGUAUAUAAAAAGGGUAAUAAGGGAAUUGUAGAUAGCUAUAGGGGAAUUAACCUACUAGACUCGGCAUACAAGGUAUAUACGAAGGUACUGUUGGGAAGACUGAAGGAGGAGAUGAAGGGGGGAAUUUUUCCGGAUGGGCAAAAUUCCCCCCAACUCCCCAUCGACAACAUGUAUGUGCUGAAGCAUCUGGCAGAUAGAGAGCUGGAUGGUGGACAGGGGGAAGUUGUGGGAGGAGAUGGAGAGCAGGAAGAUCACGGAACACCUAAUAGCGAGAGUGAAGGAAAUAUACAUGGAGACUAG
Onthophagus taurus is the source of this 621-nucleotide messenger RNA. The record is from RefSeq and is a predicted model, not a curated record. NCBI's taxonomy places the organism in Eukaryota, Metazoa, Arthropoda, Insecta, Coleoptera, Scarabaeidae.